This is a messenger RNA of Strongylocentrotus purpuratus (purple sea urchin), 680 nucleotides long. It is a transcript of the gene dnajc24, whose product is annotated as dnaJ homolog subfamily C member 24-like. The transcript has 4 exons. Gene Ontology annotation, biological process: positive regulation of ATP-dependent activity. The record is from RefSeq and is a predicted model, not a curated record. NCBI's taxonomy places the organism in Eukaryota, Metazoa, Echinodermata, Echinoidea, Camarodonta, Strongylocentrotidae. Gene Ontology annotation, molecular function: ferrous iron binding; ATPase activator activity. Bases 77 to 541 code for a protein of 154 amino acids.
AUUUAUAUUUCCUUCAUGUGUGUAGAGAACCUCUGUGAGAUAAUACCUACUGAAGAAGGACAUCAAGAGAUACAGUAUGCAACCUGCACCGGAUGAAGACUUGUACACUAUCUUAGAAUCAUCCUCAUCAGCGUCAUAUCAAGAAUUGAAAGCAAACUACAGAAAACUUAUUCUAAAGUAUCAUCCAGACAAACUAAAUGAAGAGGAGAGAGACGUAAGUUCAUUUGAGUUCCAGAGAUUAGACCAAGCAUGGAAGAUCCUGAGUAAUCCUGGGCUUAGACAUCAAUAUGACACACAACAAAGAGCUGACCAAUUGACGAGUGCUUUAGUCCAUGAUGAGAUAGAGCUACAUGAAAUGACAUGGCAUCAAGAUGACCUGACCUACAUCUAUCCAUGUAGAUGUGGAGGUGACUAUACCCUCUCUCGGAAUCAUGCAUCAGGAUCAAGGACAGUGAACUGUUCUAACUGCUCGCUAUAUAUCAACGUAUCGGUAGAACAGCAACCAGAUAAAUCUACACAGAAUGAUAUGACAAAGAGAUGAAACAAGAUCUGAAAUGCUCUCCCUUUAUCAGAGUAAGAACAACAUCUUGAACCAGAUGAUGUUACAGGAGUAAUAGCUAAGAGAUGACAAAAGACUCUAGAGCAGGCCUUCUCAACUAGUUUAUUAGAAGUGCCAAAAC